Molecule: messenger RNA, 1201 nt
Organism: Prorocentrum cordatum
Lineage: Eukaryota; Dinophyceae; Prorocentrales; Prorocentraceae
Source: the annotation of a GenBank genome assembly
GAGGGUGCGCGCGCGGACAUGCAAGAAAUCUGGCGGAUUGGUUGAUGAACGACACGUGGCUUUCCGCAUGUCGUAUAGAAGAGCUGUGUCUUGAGAUGUGUCGACAACCAAUGGCUCAAGCCAUGUUGGCUCAAACCAAUUUGGCUCAAGGGUCCCGCCCACAGGUUUCCGACAACGACCCGGCCCCGCGCGCGGGCCCGCGCGUAGAGGGUAAUCCGCGCGCGCGCGGCCUGCACUGGAUGCCGGGCGGCCGCCGGGGUGGCUGCUGGCGGGGCGGACCCGGCGUUGCUCCCAGGACCACGGGCCAUGCUGGGGCGCCAUGCUGGGGCUGCCCUUGCGGGCACGAGGGCGAUUGGGCGUGCCGCUUGCGCUGCCAGCGCGGCGGCAAGCCUGCGCGGCGCCGCAACGGAUCGCAGAUGCAGCCCGCGCAGCAGCGGCCGUCGCAGAAGGCGGAGCCCAGGUCGGGGGUGCCUCGUAAGCGACGCCAGCCGCGUGCAGGUCUCCUACGCGGCCAUGGUGCAGCGCAUGCUGCCAUCGCCGCCGGGCGGCGGAGCGGACUGGAGACUUGCAGAUGCAGCCGUCCACCGCGGCUGGCACUCCGCAGGACCCCUCGGCGGCCGAGUUGAGCCCUUCGCAGAAAGAGCUCCGCUAUUGGCACGAACGCCAGGCGUCUGCCCAGCGCUGCGGGACGACGGCGGACGAGGCCGUGUGCGAGCGACAGAUCCAAGCCUUGGAGCUGGCCGCUCAGGGGUCGAAUCCUUGGGCAGUCAUCGUCCAGGCCAUGACGGACUCGCAGAAGGCGGCGGCGAACAAGCUGAUGACGAUUAACGAGGACUUGACGGAGGCGCGCCAGGCCCUGGCGCACUUCGAGGCUGAGGGGGUGAAGGCGCAGGCAGCACUUGGCCAGGCCGGUGCGGCGCUGAUAGCGGUGCAGGCGGAGGCGCCUCCUGCACCUGCACCUCCUGCCGCCACCUCUCCGAGGCUGGGGUCGCCGCAGCCUUCGACACGCUGGCGGCCGCCGCCACGAGGCUGCAGCCGCACGGAAACGGCGCGAGAGGCGGCGGAGGCGAGGCCGCGGCGCUCCUCGAGCAGCUCCGCGCGCUGGUGGCUGCCGCUGUGCGCGGGGCCGGCGAAGGGGGCCCCUGCCGCAUGUGCGGCGGCGGGCGCGGCAGCUCCCGCCGCCUCUGCGCAUGCCGAUGCC